GGUCUAUAUACACCAUUGAGGAAACUGAACAAACGCUGAUCGCUGAUAAGAAUCACAUAUAGUUUCUCCGAUAUAGGUAUCUGUACCACGGACUCAAACAUGCAUCAUCAUCUUUAAUAAUAUGAGUUAAAGCAGCUGUUCGACGCUUAACUGGGAGCAGUUACUUUUGUUCCCUUGCUGAGAAGCGUCGAGAUAAUUGCAGUCUCCAUACUGGGAUGUAUUCACCAUCAAUUAAACCUGUUUCUGCCGCAUGGAUUCUACUAGCAGCAGCCGUAACAACAACAAAUGGAGCAAAUAUUUUGUCCAUAAUGACGGUUCCUAGCCCCAGCCAUCACCUUUGGAAUCGUGUCUGGAUGGAAGCUUUAAUGGAUCGGGGGCAUAAUGUAACGGUAAUCUCACAGGAUGGUGACAAGUCAAGGACCAAUCUGACAUACCUAAUUUUGGAAAAAGUUUACAGCAGUAUGCAAGAGAUGGAAGUGAACUAUGUGGAAAUGUCGAAAGAAAGCAGUCUUCGUACCGUGUUCAACUUUUUAGACUAUUCCGUUAGUUUGUGUGAUGCAAUGCUUACCUCCCAGGGAUUAGCAGUACUGGAGCAAUACCCGGAUGAUUUCAAGUUUGACCUCGUGGUGUACGACUUUGGGUGCGGGCCGUGUCUUCUGUCUUUGCUUCAUAAGUUCAACUAUCCCCCGCUACUGUCGCUGACAGCAUUCAACAAUCCACCCUUCUCUGUUGACAUCGUAGGCGGCCAUAAACACUUUGCCUACACUCCUUACUUCGCACUCAACUACAAUUCCAAAAUGAACUUCUGGCAAAGAGCUUACAACACCUUGCUCUCCCUGAUCGGUUCAAUUUACCGAAACAUGUACAUAAUUCCACUCGUUGAUCAAAUGGCUCGGGGUCAUUUCAAGUACUCCAAUAUGGCAUACUUAGGCGAUCUGGAACAACGUACAGUGGUGAUGCUGGUCAACACAAAUCCGGCGCUGGACCCUGCAGAACCACUUCCGCCUAAUCUUAUCGCAGUUGGAGGAGCCCACAUUAAAGAACCCGAACCUCUUCCCAAAGACUUGGAAAAGUUCAUCACCAGUGCUCCCAAGGGAGUAAUUCUCUUCUCGCUCGGGACUAACGUUCGAAGUGAUAAAAUCGGCGAAGAACGUCAGCGAAUGUUUAUCGAAGCCUUCCGCCAAAUGCCACACUAUCAUUUUCUGUGGAAAUUCGAGUCCACCUUCGAUCUCGAUCUUCCUCCGAACGUCAUAAUCAAGCGCUGGAUGCCGCAACAUAGCAUAUUAGCUCAUCCGAGUACGAAAGCGUUCAUAACACAUUCUGGUGGACUGAGUACACAGGAAGCUUCCUGGUUUGGCGUACCGUUGAUAGCUAUGCCCUUCUUCAUGGAUCAACAUAGGACCUGUCAACAGUCGGUAGCCGCCGGAGUUGCAGAGGCUCUUGACUUCCAAACGCUGUCAGUCGAAAAGAUUCGAAACACCGUCUUGAAAGUGCUGCAGACGCCCAAAUACCGGGAGAAUAUGCAACGAAGAUCUAGGUUUUUCCGCGAUCAACCGGAGAAACCGUUGGAUCGAGCUAUUUGGUGGAUGGAGUACGUUAUCCGGAAUCCAGAUGCGAACCAUUUUAGGUCACCCACCCUGGAGUUGGGCACUAUCCGGUCGAAUCUGCUGGACGUUUACGGGUUGUACAUUUGUACUGCGUUAGUGGUGUACAAAGGCUUGCAGCGAGCGCUGAAAGUAUGCUUUGCGAAACGAAAGGUGAAGAAGUUGUUGAAAAGAGAGUGAUAACUACGUUCGGUGUGAUCUAAGUCACCUGGUGAAAGAUGUCAAUAAGAAUACAAUGUUUGUGUCGUGGUA
Messenger RNA from Wyeomyia smithii (pitcher-plant mosquito), 1856 nucleotides. RefSeq names its product UDP-glucosyltransferase 2-like. The transcript is spliced from 5 exons. Gene Ontology annotation, molecular function: UDP-glycosyltransferase activity. NCBI's taxonomy places the organism in Eukaryota, Metazoa, Arthropoda, Insecta, Diptera, Culicidae. The record is from RefSeq and is a predicted model, not a curated record. Bases 216 to 1784 code for a protein of 522 amino acids.